Messenger RNA from Mytilus trossulus (common blue mussel), 3315 nucleotides. Its product is annotated as sodium-dependent multivitamin transporter-like. Gene Ontology annotation, molecular function: symporter activity. The transcript is spliced from 15 exons. The record is from RefSeq and is a predicted model, not a curated record. Gene Ontology annotation, cellular component: membrane. Gene Ontology annotation, biological process: transmembrane transport; sodium ion transport. NCBI's taxonomy places the organism in Eukaryota, Metazoa, Mollusca, Bivalvia, Mytilida, Mytilidae. The coding region runs from base 629 to 2683 and encodes 684 amino acids.
AAAGUAAGUUGGCGUUUGUGAUGUCUUAUUAAGUUGUGGUUAAAACAAUUGCAAUAAUUACAUCAUGAAUAAAAGGUGUGUGCUAUUCAUCCAACGGAUAUAAACCAAAUAUGACUUGACUGACGGCUAUUAAAUAUAUGAUGUACAUAGUUUAUGUCAUCAAUUAAAUUACCGGUACAUAUAUACUAGUGAGGAUGUUAUUACUAGGAAAUCCUUAAUAUAGGUUCGAUUUCAUGAAUGUUUUGAUUCAUUUUGUGUAUUGGUUGAAUUACAUCAAUAGCAUAAACAGGAGUAAGUGUUUACAUUCAGAAAUGUGUCAGAAAAACAAACAUACUAAAAACGAAUCGUAGAAUAUUUGGCGACCAAAAGACAAAGCAAGCUUUUUAAUAUUUUAUAGACUUCUCGGCUAAUGUUGGAAAUAGUUGAAAUUUACUUCUGUAGCAAGAACUGAUAUUUUGUUAAAAUACAUUAUUUUGUAUGUCAAUGAUUAUUUAUAACAGUUAAAGUUUUACCUGUAAUGAUAUACCUGAUAAUACCAAUAUAACACCACCUAUACAAAAAACGUUAUCAGAACUUGUUUGAUCAUCGAGAUCUUCACCUGUUUAAAAGGGAAAAUUAUAAUAUCAAAAUGACGUUAGAAGAUCGUGGCUACAGUUUUCAAAAUCCCGGCGGUGGAAAGCACUCAUUUACCACUGUGGAUUAUGUUCUGUUCGCUCUGACGUUGGCUGUAUCUGCUAGUAUAGGAUUUUAUUAUGCCUGGGCGGACAGACGAAAGAAGAACAUUAAGGAAUUCCUAAUGGCUGGAGGUAACAUGAGUCCUAUUCCUGUGGCACUCUCUCUACUUGCCAGUUUCAUGUCUGCCAUUACUUUACUGGGUACCCCAGGAGAGAUGUACAACUACACAACCAUGUAUUGGUGGAUAGGAUUAUCCUACUUCUUUGUAGUGUUUGGUGCGGCACAUGUGUUCCUGCCUGUAUUUUAUAACCUUAAGGUCACCAGUGCAUACGAGUAUUUAGAGCAUCGUUUCAGUAAGGGUGUCAGAACAGCUGGUUCUAUGACAUUUUCUAUACAAAUGUUGUUGUAUAUGGCGCUUGUCCUGUAUGCUCCAUCACUCGCUUUAAAUGCAGUGACUGGGUUUACGCUAUGGGGAUCAGUCAUAUCAGUCGGCUUAGUUUGUACAUUGUAUACCUCUAUUGGUGGAAUGAAAGCAGUGUUAAUAACAGAUUCAUUUCAAGUUAUUAUAAUGUUUACUGGUUUGAUAGCAAUUCUUAUAAAAGGAAGCAUCGAAGUUGGUGGGUUUGGCGAAGCAUGGCAACUUGCUUACGACAGCGGAAGAGUUUAUUUUGAUGAUUUUAGUCCAGAUCCUGCUGUUCGACACAGUGUUUGGUCACUAGUCAUAGGUGGAGCAUUUACUUGGGUUGCUAUCUAUGGAGUAAAUCAAGCUCAAGUACAAAGAUGUUGCACAGUCCCCACAUUAAAGCAAGCUCAGAUAGCUUUGUGGUUGAAUUUCCCAGGACUAUGUUUUAUUUUAUACCUGUGCUGUCUGAUUGGUAUGGUUGUCUUUGGUUUGUACAGUCACUGUGAUCCCUUUCUAUAUAAAUCAAUAAAAUCUUCGGAUCAGCUUUUACCGUUAUUUGUAAUGGACGUUCUUGGUAGUCUACCAGGGUUUCCAGGAUUAUUUGUGGCCUCUCUCUUCAGUGGAGCAUUGAGUACUGUAUCUUCUGGUUUGAACUCUCUGUCAGCAGUGGUAUUACAAGAUGUAGUCAAAAGUUAUUUUGUUCCAGAUUUGUCAGAGGAAAAAGCUACACUGGUUUCUAAAAUCCUAGUCUUUGUUUUCGGUAUUAUCUGUUUGGGAUUGACUUACAUAGCAUCGCUAUUAGGUGGAGUUUUACAGGCUGCACUGUCUCUGUUUGGAAUGAUUGGUGGUCCAUUACUAGGACUCUUUAUUCUUGGAAUGAUGUUUCCGUGGUCAAAUAAGUGGGGAGCUUAUACAGGAUUACUAAGUGGACUUGUGUUUAUGUUUUGGAUUGGUGUUGGUGCUCAGAUACAUAAACCAAAUAUACCAAAAUCUCCAGUGUAUACCACAGACUGCAUUUGGAACAUUACUAAUAACGUAUCGACAACUGCUAUGCCUACGACAACUCCUAUGUUUAACGCAUCGAUAGCUGCUGCAGAUGACAGUGAUCCACUGCAGCGACUCUACGAUUUAUCCUACAUGUGGUACAGUGCAACAGCUGUGUUAACUGUGUGUUGCGUUGGUUUGAUCGUCAGUUUUAUAACAGGUCCCACAAGAGCUGCGGAUCUAGACCCUAAACUAAUAUGUCCAUUGUUCGAUAUUUUAUUUCCGUAUCUACCAGAGAAAAUAAAGAAGCCAAUGCGUUUUGGUGUAAACCAUAAAGGGGCUCGUCAUAUUCCUGCAUCUGAUUCCGAGGCUCCACUUAAGAAGAGUUCAACAAAUAAAUUAAACACCUUCAGUAGUACAGACUCACUUGAUAAGACGAAUGGAGAUCUGAACACGUUUGGUAAAUCCAACGGAGAAAUCAAUUGUACAUUUGAAGAUGAAAAUGACAAACCAAAAACAAAUGGUGCCAAUAACAUACCACCGUCAUACGAUGAAGUUUUAGAAAGUGAAACAAUACCUGCAGUGGUAAUCAAUGAUGCUGAGCACAUGACAAAGCUUUGAAAACAUUGAAGUGUUUCACUCAUGUUAUUCUUAAAUUUAGUAUUUUAUUUUCACAAUGUAUAAUGAAUUGCACACAUUUUUUUUUAAAUAUGAAUAUUUUUUUUAUAUAUUUUGACGUUAUGCAAAGAACUAUCACCCAAUCAUCUAUUAUGUGUUCCUUAACAAGCCUUAUAAAGACGGUUAAAUACGUCUAAUUGGUAACCCCUUUUUACUUUGGAUUAUUUCAGCAUUUCUGUGCUGACAUGAAUUAUGAUACAGAUGGUAAUAUUUAUAAAAUAACUGUUUACAAAACUUUCUUUUUUAAAUACUAAGAAUUUUACACCUCAGGAUUAUAUAGCCUUAGCUGUAUUUGGCUAACUGUUAGGAGUUUUGGUCCUCAAUGCUCUUCAACUUCAUACUUUAUUUGGCCUUUUUAACUCCUUUGGAUUCGAGUGCUACUGAUGAGUCUUUUGUAGAAGAAACGCGAAUCUGGCUUAAAUACAAAAUUUAAUCCUGGUAUCUAUGAUGAGUUUAUUUUCAUUGGUACAUUUAAAGGCAGAAAUAAAUGGUACAUUGACAAUAUUUAACUGCUUAUUCAUAUUUGUUCGCUUUAAUAAUAUGUAUAUGACCUCCGUGAAAUUUGGGCUUGUUUU